CGUCCCGCUCAGUGAGCUGUCCUGGUCGUCCUCCCUCGCGGUGGUGGCUGUGUCCUUCUCGGCGCUCUUCUCUGUCAUCGUCCUCAUGCUGGCCUGCCUGUGCUGUAAGAAGGGCGGCAUUGGGUUCAAGGAGUUUGAGAAUGCUGAGGGGGACGAGUAUGUGGCCGACUUCUCGGAGCAGGGUUCCCCGGCUGCGGCUGCGCAGAACGGCCCCGAUGUGUACGUCCUGCCCCUCACUGAAGUCUCCUUGCCCAUGGCCAAGCAGCCGGGGCGCUCAGUGCAACUUCUCAAGUCCACGGACCUGGGCCGGCACAGCCUCCUGUACCUGAAGGAGAUUGGCCACGGCUGGUUUGGGAAGGUGUUCUUGGGGGAGGUACACUCGGGCGUCAGUGGCACACAGGUGGUGGUGAAGGAGCUGAAGGCCAGCGCCAGCGUGCAGGAGCAGAUGCAGUUCUUGGAGGAGGCACAGCCCUACAGGGCUCUGCAGCACAGCAACCUGCUUCAGUGCCUGGCCCAGUGUGCUGAGGUGACCCCCUACCUGCUGGUUAUGGAGUUCUGUCCGCUGGGGGACCUCAAAGGUUAUCUACGGAGCUGCCGGGUGACAGAGUCCAUGGCGCCUGACCCCCUGACCUUGCAACGCAUGGCUUGUGAGGUGGCAUGUGGGGUCUUGCAUCUACAUCGUCACAACUACGUCCACAGUGACCUGGCCCUGAGGAACUGCCUGCUAACGGCUGACCUGACGGUGAAGGUUGGCGAUUAUGGCCUGUCACAUUGCAAAUACAGGGAAGACUACCUCGUGACCACUGACCAGCUGUGGGUGCCAUUGCGCUGGAUUGCACCAGAGCUGGUAGACGAGGUGCAUGGCAACCUACUGGUGGUAGAUCAGACCAAGACCAGCAAUGUGUGGUCCCUGGGUGUGACCAUCUGGGAGCUCUUCGAGUUGGGUACACAGCCCUAUCCCCAGCACUCGGACCGGCAGGUGCUGGCUUACGCCGUCCGAGAGCAGCAGCUUAAGUUGCCCAAGCCCCAGCUGCAGCUGACUCUGUCUGAUCGCUGGUACGAAGUGAUGCAAUUCUGCUGGCUACAGCCAGAGCAGAGGCCCACAGCCGAAGAGGUCCACCUGCUGCUGUCCUACUUGUGUGCCAAGGGCACCACAGAGUUGGAGGAGGAGUUUGAGCGGCGCUGGCGUUCCCUGAGGCCCGGUGGCGGCCCGGGCCUGGGGUCAGGUUCCACCGGGCCAGCGGUUGCUGCCGCCGAGCUCACCGCUGCCUCGUCUUUCCCACUGCUGGAGCAGUUCACCAGCGACGGCUUUCACGUGGACAGCGAUGAUGUGCUGACAGUAACUGAAACAAGCCACGGCCUCAACUUUGAAUACAAGUGGGAGGCUGGCUGUGGCACGGAGGCAUUCCCACCCCCGGGGGGUGUGUCUAGCCCAGACUCGGCAGCACGUCUGCAGGAGUUCUGUGCACCUGACAGCUCUCCACCUGGAGUGGUGCCAGUGCUCAGUGCCCACAGCCCCUCAGUGGGCAGCGAGUACUUCAUCCGCCUAGAGGGGGCAGUGCCUGCCGCUGGCCAUGAUCCGGACUGUGCCGGCUGCGCUCCCAGCCCCGAAGCUGUGACUGAUCAAGACAAUAACUCAGAGGACAGCACCACCACUUCCCUCGUCAUGGAGCCACUGCUGGGCCAUGCACCCCCCGUCGGGGGCCUGUGGGGCCCCUGUGACCACCACUCAUGCAGGAGGCAAGAGCCACCCUGCCCCUCACGCUCGCCCUCUCCCGGGACCCCGAUGUUGCCAGCUGAAGACAUAGACUGGGGUGUGGCUACCUUCUGCCCACCCUUCUUCGAUGACCCACUGAGUGCAUCUCCCUCUGGCAGUCCUGAGGCCCAGGCAUCUCCCAGCGAUGAGGAGCUGGAGGGGGAAAAGACAGGGAAAGCUGCUCAGUGUGGACACUGGAGCUCUAACGUGUCAGCCAAUAACAACAGUGGCAGCCGAGACCCAGAAUCUUGGGAUCCCGGCUAUGUGAGCAGCUUCACAGACAGCUACAGGGAUGACUGCUCCAGCCUAGAGCAGACCCCAAGGGCCUCCCCUGAGCUGGGCCGCCCCCUGUCCCAGGAGGAUCCCAGAGAAUUUCUGCCGGGGCUAGUAGCAGCCUCCCCUGGUCAGGAGCCAAGCCGCUGCUUCAGCCUGCUCCCUCUGUGUCCUGCCAAAGGCCUGGCACCUGCUUCCUGCCUGGCCACACGCCCCUGGACAGAGGCAGCUGCAGGUGGGGGUGAUAACCCCCAGGUGGAACCCAAACUUGCCCAGGAGGCUGAGAGCUCCGCUGAAUCCCAGCUAUCCCUUCCUUCUGUCCCCUCCCCAUCCCACGAAGGAGCCCCACUUCCCUCGGAGGAGGCAAGUGCUCCCGAUAUCCUGCCUGCCGCUCCCACGCCCGCUGCUGGCAGCCGGGUGACUGUCCCUAUGCCGGCCCUCACCCUGGACAGCUGCGGCAGUUCUCUGGGGCAAGAGGCACCUAGCAGUGAGGACGAGGACACCACUGAGGCUACGUCAGGAGUCUUCACCGACCUGUCCAGUGACGGCCCUCACACUGAGAAGCCAGGCAUACCACCAGCCUUACGCUGUCUGCAGAAGCAGGUGGGGACCCCUGACUCCCUCGACUCUCUGGACAUCCCGUCCUCAGCCAGCGAUGGUGGCUGUGAGGUCUUGAGCCCAUUGGCUGCUGGUCUCCCUGCUGGGCAGCCCCGUGCCAUGGACAGUGGUUAUGAUACAGAGAACUACGAGUCUCCGGAGUUUGUGCUCAAAGAGGCACAUGAGUCUAGUGAGCCUGAGGCCUUUGGGGAGCUAGCCUCUGAGGGUGAGAGCCCAGGGCCUGAGACUUUGCUCUCUGUCUCCCUUGGUGGCCUCAGCAAGAAGAACCCCUACCGAGACUCUGCCUAUUUCUCGGAUCUGGACGCUGAGUCCGAAUCCACCUUUGGCCCUGAGAAGUGCAGUGGGGUCCAGGACUCCCAAAAGGAGCAAGACCUGAAGAGCCCACCUAGUGCAGGGCAUCAGUCUGUGCAGGCUUUUCCCGGGCCUGAGGUGCCCAGCGAGGACCCAGAUACUAGCCCCAGGGAGGUGCUGCCCCCAGCACAGCAGCCAGAGGAGCCCUUACCAGAUGGCCGCGGGCCAGAGCCCCUUGGGGCUCAAGGCCCAGUUGAGGUGCAGCCUGUGCCCAGCCCUAGUCAUUCCAAAUGUUUCCUGCUGACCUCAGUCCCACUGAGCUCAGAAGGCAAUGGCAUGGAGCCCCAGGGUCCCCCAGGACGGUUGUCAGGGCCGGCCCAGCUCGGGCGGAUGGGAAGCCCUAGCACACCCAGAUCCCCGCUCUGCCUGGCCCUGCCUGGCCACCCUGGGGCUUUGGAGGGCCGGCCAGAGGACGAAGAGGACAGUGAAGACAGUGACGAAUCUGAUGAGGAGCUUCGAUGCUACAGCAUCCAGGAGCCCAGCGAGGACAGUGAGGAGGAGCCACCAGCGGUGCCUGUGGUAGUGGCUGAGAGCCAGAGUGCCCGAAAUCUGCGUAGCUUGCUGAAGAUGCCCAGCCUUCUGUCUGAGGCCUUCUGCGAGGACCUGGAGCGCAAGAAGAAGGCUGUGUCCUUCUUUGAUGACGUCACGGUCUACCUCUUCGACCAGGAGAGCCCCACCCGAGAGACUGGGGAGCCAUUCCCCAGCACGAAGGAAUCACUCCCCACGUUCCUGGAGGGUAGCCCUGGCUCACCCAGUGCCCCUGGCCUGCCGCGGCGAGCUGACCACUUGCCCGACAGCUCCACUCCUGAACAGGGUAGUAGGUUCGAAUGGGAUGAUGAUUUCCCGCUGGCGCCGGGCAAGGCUGCUAUGGUGACUGCACUGGACCCUGCUGACCCUGUCCUGGCCACGCCCACCACGGCAGCUGCACCCCUCUCACGUUUCACCGUGUCUCCCACACCUGCCUCCCGCUUCUCCAUCACUCAUGUAUCUGACUCAGAUGCCCCGUCGGUGGGAGGCCCAGCAGCAAGUGCUGGGGGCCGAUACACAGAGGCUUGAGACCCAGGUAGCUCCACCCUUCGGAGGCUGGCGUCCCUGGAGCCCCUGCCAUCCUAUCCAGGCAGCAGCAAGGAUGGUGACCGGGAAUGAAUGGGGACCAUCAGCACCCCCACAGCAUCCUGGAGAAGCAGGUGGAUGAGAGGCCUGUAUCUAGCCCUGGACGUGUUGGGUCGUGUACCUCCUCUGUGCUGCCUGAUGGUAGAUGUGUCCCGAGUGAACACUGGGGUUUGCUGCUAGCCCCUGAACAUACCUGUAGCCUGAGGGCCUGUGGGUGUCCGUAAGCAUAUACAUACACACUCAAGAAGGGCCCCCUGACCCCUGGUGGCUCUUCACUCCUGGACAGACCCCCCACCCCCCACCCUGCAGCUGCUCUUCCUAGAUGGCUGUUGGUGAGCUGGCUUCAGGCCAGGAUCAUGCAGUCCAAGGGCCUGCAUGCCCUGUUGGCUACAUCCUGCCUUGUGUUCAAAGGACACUUGGCCAGGUUUCAAGAUGGCUUUAAGCCUGAAGGUCCCUUUUGGGUACCCCCCCCCCCCUUCUUACCUGGGUCUAGGUUUGCUCAGAGCAAGGUUGGACCCCUGGGCUCCAAGCCCUUAUCUCAGUCUGUGGCGGUUCCCCUUCACUGCGUCUGCAGAAGCCCUUCCCCACAGGGUCUGUCUGGACUGUUCUGGCCUAGGUCCUGCCAUGUAGCAGAGGCUUCCAGGCCACAGCCGGACCGCCCCAGAGCUGUCCUCUACAGACAGGGUAGUGUGGGAAACACUCCCUUACAGAGAAGUGCCCUGCCCCUACCCUGGCCAGAGAAGACUAGGGUGUACCCUACAGCCACUGUGGGGCUCCUGCCUGCAGGCAGGGCUGGGAGAAAACAGGGCUAGGGUGGGCUGUACAGGGAAUAUUUUUGUAACUUGCUGGAGUGAAUGGAAAUGGGGUGAUUCUAAGUUAUUGUUGCCAAAGACAUGUAAAGUAUAUUGUUGCUUUGGGGGUGGGGGCAAUGUUUUUUGUUUUGUUUUGUUUUUGUUUUUAGUUUGAGGCUUAGGACGCUGGUGCAAUGAUUUUCUUGUUCCUUGUUUUUUAAGAGAAACCAAGCUAAGAAAAAACA
This is a messenger RNA of Peromyscus eremicus (cactus mouse), 5147 nucleotides long. It is a transcript of the gene Lmtk1, whose product is annotated as apoptosis associated tyrosine kinase. Bases 86 to 4054 code for a protein of 1322 amino acids. NCBI's taxonomy places the organism in Eukaryota, Metazoa, Chordata, Mammalia, Rodentia, Cricetidae. Gene Ontology annotation, biological process: brain development; peptidyl-tyrosine autophosphorylation. Gene Ontology annotation, molecular function: ATP binding; protein tyrosine kinase activity. The record is from RefSeq and is a predicted model, not a curated record. The transcript has 13 exons.